Molecule: messenger RNA, 1727 nt
Organism: Aethalodelphis obliquidens (Pacific white-sided dolphin)
Lineage: Eukaryota; Metazoa; Chordata; Mammalia; Artiodactyla; Delphinidae
Product: zinc finger protein 286A-like
Biological process (GO): regulation of transcription by RNA polymerase II
Cellular component (GO): nucleus
Molecular function (GO): DNA-binding transcription activator activity, RNA polymerase II-specific; RNA polymerase II cis-regulatory region sequence-specific DNA binding
Source: RefSeq, a predicted model, not a curated record
CCUGUCCCCCAGGUGCCUGCUCUUCCCCACGAGGGAAGCCCAGGAGACCAGGCAGCUGCGCUCCUAACAGCCAGGUACCAGAUGGUGAGACCUGGACUGAGGAUCAAUUAAUUAUAAAGCAGAAAACUCUUGAAGUAGGGACACAGCCACAUGAAGGAGGGGAAUGUGAACGAAACAAACAUGUGGGACCCUAUGGGUAUGGACAGAAUUUUGGUCAUAUCUCAGACUUUAUCCGACAGCCACGCAUUCUUAUGGAAGAGAAAUCUCAAAUGUGCAACACUUGUGGCAAGCUAUUCAGACGGAACACAUACCGUAUUCAGCAUGAAAAAAUCCACACACAGGAGAAGCCUUAUGAGUGUCAUGAAUGUGGAAAAGCCUUUGGCCAUAGUUCAAAUCUCAUUCAGCAUCAAAGAAUCCACACCGAGGAGAAACCCUACGAAUGCGGUGAGUGUGGGAAGGUCUUCCGGCGCAGCUCACACCUCAUCCAGCAUCAGAUCAUCCACACGGGGGAGAUGCCUUACCUGUGUAAUGAGUGCGGAAAAGCUUUCGGUCGGAGCUCAAGUCUCCUUCGACAUCAGAGAAUCCACACUAUGGAGAAGCCCUAUGAAUGUACCGAAUGUGGGAAGGCCUUCAGCCAGAGCUCAAAUCUAACAGAACAUAGGCGAGUUCACACCAGAGAGAGACCAUACGAAUGCUGCGACUGUGGGAAAGCUUACAGUCGUAACUCACACCUCAUCGAACAUCAGAGAGUCCAUACAGGGGAGACUCCUUAUGACUGUAAUGAGUGUGGGAAAUCUUUCAGUAGGAGUUCACUCCUUAUCAAACAUCAUAGAAUUCACACUGGAGAAAGACCCUAUGAGUGUAGUGAAUGCGGGAAGGCCUUUAGUCGGAACUCCCACCUUAUUCAGCACCAGAAGACUCACAGUGGGGUAAAACCUUCUGAAUGUAAAGAAUGUGGGAAAACCUUCAAGUACAGUUCAUACCUUAUUGAUCACCUGGGAAUCCAUUCAUGAGAGAAACUGUGAAUGAAGUGAAGGUGGUAAAGCCUUUGUUUGGAGUUCAGCUCUUAGCGAACAUCAGAGAACUCGUGCUGGGGAGAAAACCUUUGGCUGUAGUGAGUGCAGACGGCCUUCAGUCCUAGCUCAACUCUUACCAAGACCUGAAAAUCCACAUAGUGGACAGAUCUCAUGGAUGUGUUCAGUGCAUAAGUACCUUUAGACAGAGUUCCCGCCUUACUCAGCAUUAGCCAGUUUGCUUUGGGGGAAUGAUGGGUAUGGGGAGAGCCUUGCUAUGUGUCAGAGAGGGGCACGAAAGGGGCGUCAUCUGACACUACAGAAGGAAUGACUAAAGUGGAAGCUUAAGUUAGCACUACUUUUUUUUGAGGAUCUACAUCAGAGGGAGAUUCUAUGUUUUUUUUUCACAUCUCCAUAAUCUUCUGCCAGAAAUGGAAUGGGUUAGGUCCAUUCCAGGGAAGAAAGAAUCAGGGCAUUCUGGAUUCAGACUCAUAGAUCAGGAAAGCUGCAGUGUGACCUUUGAAUCCAAUAGCUUUCCUUGUAUCUCAUCUGUCCUGUUGGUUGUAACUAUACAUGGAAGUGGCUCUUGGGUCUUCUUGGACCAGCAUUUUCCCUCCUCAAUGUCCUGCAGACUACUGAAUCUCUUUUUGUUUUAUAUUUCAUAGAUGCUUUUAAUAAAUGGGCAAAUUUUCUAAGCCCAGUAAUUUCUCAGUA